AUGGGUCUUCAGGCUCAUGCUGUAGCGUCAUCCGAUGGCUGGCUUCGGCCGCUAUUCUGGUUUUCUGCUCGUCUGCUCCAACUUUUGGCUCUACUGACCAGUAAACUCCGCAACUUCCUCGAUCUGCCUUUUGACGACCCGCUGAACCUCUCGCCGGCGAUGCUGCGCAACCACCACCGUAUUCGUCGUCAGGAGAAAGAUUGCCCCACCAGACGCCAGUUUAUCUGCUACGCUUACGAUGUUGUGGAAGAGCCGUAUCCGGAUUGGCUACAAAAUACGAGGCCAAGGAGCUCUAAGGCCUUCGAUCCAAGCGGAGACAAGUUCACCAGCCAGUACUGGGUGCAAUGCGAUGCGGGCUUUAUUGUUCCAACGUUCGUUUCCACCGCAUAUACAAAUUGGAACGGCGAACUCCUCGAGCGCCCAGCAUUGACGUGCACUUAUGAUCGCAAUCGGGUCGAAGCCGACCUGAUGCUCGACUGCCGGACCAACGUCUUCUUCAAGGCCUCCGGCGCUGGGGGGCCGAAACUGACGCCACCUUCCUGCGACGGUGACGACGAUGUUCGGAUUUGCAAAGGGAGAACGGAACCGACAACGAUUGCACCGAGCGCCAGCGGUCCGAAUGAGGACGAAUCCGGGCUUGGCCUAAGAUUGGCCGUGGCGGCCGCUGUCGUCGGCAUCUGCCUCUUGGCAGCCGUCGCCACCGUCGAAAGCGCAUCUUCUACCACCAACUGGCGGAACCGUUGCCGCAACAUCAUGUGGCCGCAAAAUGUUGAACUGGCAUGGCAGCCCUAUGGCGGUAGUUGGGAGGCGCGCUUCUACCGAAAGGUCACUGGCCAGCCGCCAAAAGUGAAGCCCAGCUCACUUGGAUACUCGCUGAAAGGGCAUUUGGCCCUUUGCAUGAAGAGUGAGAAACUGAACCCCGGGGUGCCGUGGCCGCUGAACGGAAAGGGUUGCCCGAUCCCAUCGACUAACGAACCGAUCCGCGACCCGGUGGUAGUCGCCGAAACGCUGCUCAGUGCGCUCGCACAGGACAACUUGGUUACGGUGUACAAUUGUGGGCCGACCAAGCUCUUCGACAACAAUGACCUCAUCGCUCUAUUUAACCAUGCGAAGAGCAUGCAGGCACAAGUGAAGAGCGUCGUGCAUCUGACGGGGCCCACCUGGGUGGUUGGCGACAUUCAUGGUGAUUUCAACGUCCUUUGGCGCAUGUUCGAUGCGUACGGGCGGACGGCUCUUCCGGGCCAGAACAUCGUCUUCCUGGGCGACGUCGUCGACAGGGGCGCCCGUCAAAUGAUGUGCCUCGUGCUCAUCGUAGCCUCGAUGGUCCUGCACCCGAAACAGGUGUUCUACAUUGCCGGCAACCACGAGACCCCGUACUGCUACAACCAAUAUGGAUUUUCCACGCAAAUCAAGGACGAGCAGAAAUACUCGGCAGAAACAUUUGCUGCAAUUGAGGGCUUUUUCAAAAGUCUACCGCGUGUCGGCACCAUCGACAAGCGCAUCCUCGUGGUGCACGGCGGUAUCCCCCCGCGCAUGACUACCGAGCAGCUGCGCAACGGCUUCGACCCCAACGACGAAUCGGCCGAAUUGACGCGUCUCCGCCUGUCGCUGCAAUGGAACGAUCCGUGUAACGGAGGCCGAUGGUCCCGAGUGGCCCUA
This is a messenger RNA of Mesorhabditis spiculigera, 1659 nucleotides long. The record is from the annotation of a GenBank genome assembly. Lineage: Eukaryota; Metazoa; Nematoda; Chromadorea; Rhabditida; Rhabditidae.